Pantherophis guttatus is the source of this 4578-nucleotide messenger RNA. It is a transcript of the gene PHF12, whose product is annotated as PHD finger protein 12. The record is from RefSeq and is a predicted model, not a curated record. Gene Ontology annotation, biological process: negative regulation of transcription by RNA polymerase II. NCBI's taxonomy places the organism in Eukaryota, Metazoa, Chordata, Lepidosauria, Squamata, Colubridae. Gene Ontology annotation, cellular component: Sin3-type complex; nucleus. Gene Ontology annotation, molecular function: transcription corepressor activity; protein binding.
GCGUGUGAGGCGGCGGCGGGCGACCUUCCCCUCAGCGGCGGCGGCGGCGGCGGCGAAGCAGGCAGCGCGGGCCCCGCCCCCUGUCAUGGCAGCCGUCCCCUCAGCCGACCCGCGGCCUGUCCCGGCGGAGGCGGCGGCGGAGGGGGGCUCCCUCAGGCCCGUCGGGUAGGCCGAACCGGAGGCGGCGAAUCCCCCGCGGCCUCGAGAAACGCUUCUUUCGCCGGCCCGGCUUGAGCGUCGCGCUGCGGCCCGGCCCUCGCCGUUGGAUGUGGGAGAGGAUGGAGGCCAAGACGGUGGUCUACGACCUGGACACCACGGGGGGCCUCAUGGAGCAAAUCCAGGCGCUGCUGGCCCCUCCGCGGAGCGACGACGGCGGCGGCGGCGGGAGCGAGAAGCGGAGCCGGCGGCCGGAGCGAGGAGGAGGAGGAGGCGGAGGGGGCGACGGGCAUCCCCCGCACCACUUCCAGCACCACCAUCACCAUCAUCACCACCACCACAACAACCCCCCCGCGCAGCCCCCGCCGGGCAUCUCCGGGCACCCGCACUCCGGGACCCCCCCGGCGCCGCCCCCCCACGCCGGAGGCCCUCCCGGCGCCCACCACCACCACCACCACCCCCCGCACCACCAGCAGCAGCCGCCCCCCGCCGCCUCCUCCGCCUCCGCCACGGCCGCCCAACGACGCAGCGGCCGCGCCACCAACCACGACAGCUGCGACAGCUGCAAGGAGGGCGGCGACCUGCUCUGCUGCGACCACUGCCCCGCCGCCUUCCACCUCCAGUGCUGCAACCCUCCGUUGAGCGAGGAGAUGCUGCCUCCCGGGGAAUGGAUGUGCCAUCGCUGCACCGUGCGCCGGAAGAAGAGAGAGCAGAAGAAGGAACUCGGUCACAUGAAUGGCUUGGUUGACAAAUCCGGCAAGAGGACCUCGUCUCCCACCAGCGAUGCCGACUACUUGGACCGGGCGGGCGGUGGGAGCCUCCGGACCCUUCCCCACUCCCGGCUCUUGGAGCGCAGAGCGAGCCGGCCCGGCACCCCGACCUCCAACACCAGCACAGACACCCCCAACUCGGAGCAGAACGACGUGGACGAGGACAUAAUCGACGUGGACGACGACUCGGCCCCCGGGGCGGAAGCCGAGGGUGGGCAGCCCCACCUGAAGCGACCCUUCGAGCUGCUCAUCGCGGCCGCCAUGGAAAGGAACCCCACCCAGUUCCAGCUGCCCAAUGAGCUCACCUGCACUACGGCCUUGCCAGGUACUAGUAAGCGAAGAAGAAAGGAAGAGACCUCCGGGAAGAAUGUCAAGAAAGCACAGCAUGAGCUGGACCACAAUGGUUUGGUUCCCCUGCCAGUGAAAGUCUGCUUCACCUGCAGCAGGAGCUGCCGAGUGGCCCCUCUGAUCCAGUGUGACUACUGCCCUCUACUCUUUCACAUGGACUGCCUGGAGCCCCCCCUGACAGCCAUGCCGCUGGGCAGGUGGAUGUGCCCCAAUCACAUUGAGCAUGUGGUGCUGAACCAGAAGAACAUGACGCUGAGCAACCGGUGUCAGGUGUUCGACCGCUUCCAGGACACCAUCUCGCAGCACGCGGUGAAGGUGGAUUUCUUGAACCGGAUCCACAAGAAGCACCCACCCAACCGCCGAGUGGUCCAGUCGGGGAAGAGGAAGGGUCUGAAGGUCCCAGAGGCCAUCAAGUCCCAGUAUCGGAUCCCACCAGCAUUAAUGGCGCCCGCGGCCAUCCGGGACGGGGAGCUGAUUUGCAAUGGCUUUUCCGAGGGGUCUUUGCAGAAGCCCCCUGGCAGCCCCUCCCAGCACUUAGCCGCCCAGUCGGAACAGCAAGAGUGGCUGUGUAGCAUCGUGGCCCUGCAGUGCAGCAUCCUCAAACACUUAUCGGCCAAGCAGGCCCCUUUUUCCUGGGACCCGGAGCAGGUGGAGAAAGGGGACAUCAAGCCGGUGCUGGCGGCUGACGGCUCCCUCGCCAGUCCGUACCAGGCGACGGACAAGCCCAACGCUCCCCCUCCCAGUUGCACCUCGGGGCUCAUCCCUCAGAACUCCUUGCAGGACGAGACCCCCUACCCUUCCUCCGCAGACUGGCCCAAGAAACCUUCCCCCUGCGGGACGUCGAACGGCCUUGGCGCCGCAGAGGUGAAGAUCAACGGCCCCAGCUUCUACGGCGAGGCCUCCGUGCCCGCUUCGCCCAGGCUGACCGGGCAGGGCGGGUCCUUGUCUCACCGGCAGCAGCCCUGGCCAAGACCCACCACUCCUCCGGCGGCUUGCGGGCUCCUCAACCACGUGGCUGGCGCCAUCGUGAAAACGGAGAACGCCGCAGGACCUGUCUCGUGCCCCCACAAGGUCGCCGUGCCCGUCACCACCCUGCUGGCCUCGCUCCCCAGUUCUUGCUUCAGUCUGGAAGCUGCCAUGGCGUGGCCACAGAAGAACACUCAGGCGCCGAUCGGGCCUCUGCUAGCUACAGAUCUGGGCGCAGCGGACUCCCCUGUCUCUGCCACAUGGGCACUCACGCCUCACCCAGCGGCUGUAGGGGAAGGAGGCUCUGCCGUAGCCCCCGCCCAUGGUUUUUGUUCGUCAGCCCCACCUCCAGAUGGAAAGGUCAGCCCAAGCCCCCUUCCUGCUUUAGCGACCCCUUCCUCGCUCCCUUCCAAUUCUUCGGCCGCAGUGGACGUCGCGGGACCCGUGAAGGCAUUAAUAGACGGGAGCGGAGCAGAGAUCGAGAUCGGGAUGCUGGAUGAGAAACUGAUCAAGUUCCUGGCCUUGCAGAGGAUACACCAGCUCUUCGCCUCCAAAGCCCAGCCAGCGGCCGACAGCGUGGGAAGCCCCCCGCCCAGUUCUGCCAGCAACCCUGCCGAAGGACAGAGGAAGGAGGUGCAGGCCCGGGCAGUCUUCUACCCACUCCUCGGCUCGGGCAGCGCUGUGAACAUGUGCUACAGGACCCUCUACAUCGGGACAGGAGCAGACAUGGACGUGUGCCUUACAAACUACGGUCACUGCAACUACGUCUCGGGCAAACACGCCUGCAUUUUCUACGAUGAGACCACCAAACAUUACGAACUGCUCAACUACAGCGAGCACGGCACCACGGUGGACAACGUCCUGUACUCGUGUGACUUCUCGGAGAAGGCGGCGUUCAUCCCGCCCAGCAGCAUGGUUGCCAAAGUGCAGAGCGUGAUCAAGCGCCACAAGAACCGGAAGCCGCCGGAGGAAGAGCCGCCGCCAGCGCCCAGCGAAGAGUCCCCCGCGAUGCGUGCCCAGGCCCAGGGCCAGCCCCAUCCGCCCUGCAGCUGCAGAGCCAGCAGCUCCAGCCUGAUCGGGGGCAGUGGGGCAGGCUGGGAGGGCACAGCCCUCCUGCACCACGGCAGCUACAUCAAGCUGGGCUGCCUGCAGUUCGUCUUCAGCAUCACGGAGUUUGCAACCAAACCUCCCAAGGUGGACGCCUCGGCCUUAGCCCAAGAGACGGACUUGGAGGAGAAGCUGUCCCCCAGGGGUCACCAGGCUCCCGUGCUCCGGUCCAAUUCAGUGCCAUAGGAGCCGUGGGGCGGCCCGGGGAGGGGUGGGGAGGAGAAGCCCCUCCCCUCUUCGCCCCUUGGAUCAGAGACGCCUGUUCGUUUGACACAACCCCCGACCACGUCUGUCCGCAUUUCUUUUCCCUUUUUUUCCUACGUGGGGGCUGCAGACUUUGGAUGCCCUUUGCAUGAAAAUGAAGAACUUUUAAUUUUUUUUUUUAAUUUUUUUUUUUUUUUUAAUGGUUUGCUCAAGUUUUAGGGGCAUUUGCACAUAUAUUUGUACUAUACAUUUCAUUUAAAAGACAAAAAGCGAAAAAAAAAAAAAGGAAAAAGGAAACUGCCACGCGCGGAGGCUAUGCUGGGUGGAGGGGGGCAGCCGGGGGUCGUAACCCCGUGGCCAGCGCUCCCUCGCCGUUGUAAAAUAAUCAAAAACUUGUUCUAUUUUGUGCCAGUGACAAUAGUUUUUAUAUUGAAAAAAAAAAAAAGAGAGAGAAAUACAGUUUUCAUACAGCAAAAUCUAUACAACUAUCAUUGUUUUAUUUAAUGUAAAGAUGCGCUCUCCCCCACAUGCCGGUUGGUUUUUUUUUCCCCUCCGUGCCCCCAUCCUGUGCCUCUACCCCUCCUGCCCCCCACCCCUCCCCAGCCCUUCUGGGGCUGGGCUGGGCAGGGAGAGCCCAGGUCUCCUCCCCUGGCAUCCUCCCCCCGCCCCCCAACAGCCUCCCAUUUUCCGAUGACGAGAAGUAUUUUGGGCUCUGUGUAAAUACAUCGACUGAUGGCAUUUUUUUCAGUGUUUUUUAAAGCUGUGUACAGUGGUACAUGUGGUAUGACGUUGCCUCCGGUUGUCUUAAUUGUAGCAAAGCGUUUUUUGUCGUAAUCCUGUUUUUUCACCCUUCUGUUCCAAUACUUUCCCCCACUCCACCCCCACCCCCACCCCACCUUCCACCCCCCAACCCCUCCAUCCUGUUCUCUCAGCAGCUGAGUUCUAAUGUACAGAAGUAAUUGCUAUGUUUUAGGCUUUACGGAAACUUUUUUCCUGUAUUCUGUAUAUAAAACUACAAAAUACGGCA